GCCUCCCCUUGUAAACACUUCCGGCCCAUGUGUCAACAAAGUAUAUAGGCUUGAAGAUUUAUGUUGAGUAAUACAGGCGAUCAUGGGCCGGUCUUUUCAAGCUGAUGACGCUGUAGAGGCCUACAUAGAACAGCUAAUUAAGUCUGGACAGUGGCACAUUGGACUUGUUGUCGGGCAGCUAACAAACAACAAAGACUAUGUUGCCCGACUGAUUCGGACACCAGAUCCAGCGGAGGAUGAAGUCAGUGAGGAGGAAGAGGGAGAAGAAGUAGUCACAGAGAGGAAGAAGGAAGCUUGUCUCCGACCCAAAUCUCUCGACCUCACUGAUGAACAGUGGGUCUCUUCUCAUGCCACACAAGUGAACAGAAUGUUACUGGGCGGCCUGGAUGUGAUCGGAGUCUUCGCCCUGGCUCCUCCAAAUAUGAUGCAGAGUUCUCAAGCCAAGCUCAGACAGGUUGUAUUUGCUGUCCACAAGGCCCUCAGUAAACUGACCCUCUGUGACCGAGAAAAUGCCAUCACUGACCGCAUGGUGCUACAGAUCUGUUCAGUGGCCAGAAAACUGACAUGCAGGACGUUUGAUGUGGCAGACAUGAAGAGUACUGCUCGUCCAGCAGAAUGGCGGUACGUGAGUGGUCUUCUUGACCGCUGGUCACAGCUGUCCACCAUGGUGUCAGUCGACGUCGCUAUCACCGUCCCAAACGACGCCCGCACCACCACCAUGCAUAAACAGAUUCAGCAAGGAAUUCAACCCUUCUGUAAAUCCAUAUACAAUGGUAUGGCGCUGUUGAAUGGUGAGCUUCGAAACGAUGAUGAAGUACUUGACCAAUCAGAACCAAGGAAAGGGAAGUCAAAGGACAAGGCAAACCCAGGGAGACAACAGUUUGCUGUGGAUCUUCUCGACAACAUGUCCGAUAACAACAAUGUACCUGACCCCACCGCACUCUCAGUCAAGGCCAUCCUCAAGGUCAGAGGUCAGAUGAUUGGAAGGUCAUUGGUUAACAAUCGUGCAACUGUGAGGGAUGCUAUUGAGGCAGUGCGGUCCGAUGUUGUACGGAGUCUGGUAUCUCGGUGUGAGCUCCUGUGUGAAGACCUCGAGGUCGUGGAAGAGCACGGAGCAAGGGAGUUGUAUGAUACACCAGUCCGUGUCUUCACCACCGUUCCCAAGUCAUCGCUGGCAUUCUGCGACUACAUGUUCCAAGAUGAAAAGACGCAAGAGGUGACAGAGAGGCUGAAGGAGUUGCUAGACAUCGAUGUCACAGAGGAUGACCUUGAACUUCAGUGUGAGAGACAUGCAGAGGAGGGGGACUGGUCCUCAGGUGUUGAGUCAGAGGAUGGCACGGAACACUCGGGAGGUUCUGCUGGAGACGGGAGUGGUCUCGGAGCUUAUCUAGGCAUGGCUGUCAGUGGGGUGGUGGCAGCUGUGGUUGGCGUGGCCUACAUGAUGUAUGGGGACAGCUGAGGACGGGGUCAGCUGAGGACGGGGACAGCUGAGGACAGGGUCCAGGCCACUGCUGAGUUUAAUGGAGCUUCUACAAGGUUAUGGUGCGUCCACUGCUGUAGUCUCCGUGGAUCACCAUGACACAUCAAGCAGGACGAAGGUGCUACAAGAUCGAAACUGUAUGAUCGAUUUGACAAGAAAAUAUUACCGUUUGUGACAUGGUUAAAUUUCAGCAUUACAUUUUAAAGGUUCUGUCACAUAUUUGGUUUGAAAUAGAAUCUAUAUGGCCUGUUCUUCAGAGCUCCCAACAGGCUGCACUUUUGCUUAAAAUAGGCAAAAUAUAUCACUCCUACAUGAUUAAUUUUGCUUUGUCUCCAUAGAACUAUGCAUGAAAGGUUUCAUAAGCUGAACAGUAUAAUAUGACAUUGAAAGAAUAAUAAUAGCUGAGAACACGGAGAGUACUUUCCGUUAUACAUCAGUUGGCAGACCAAUGUUUCCCAUGCGUCACAAAGGAUGCAGCCAUCACAUACAUGAACUAUAAGUGAGGACAGCUGUAGGACUAUAUACAUGUGAUUUAUUGUUUGUUCGGCAUUCUAGAAGUCGGUGAGUCAAUAAUAAAGCAAACAAUUUUAUUGAUAACAUCUUCUUGUGUAUUAUAUUGCACAGAGCAAUGUUUGGUGUACAUUCUUAAACCAUUUUCAAGCUCAAACUUCGCAAUGUGCAAUAAACAAGAAGUUCUUGUCCAUGUUGUGUGCUUCAUUAGAUGUUAUGUAUUGAAAAUAAGAAUGAGAGUGGAAUACUUUUUAUGAAUUUCCCCGCCAGGAGUGCCAACAUACAACUAGGCACCCGAUGAACUCCGAUCUUUGAUCAAAUGUUUUUGUCAAGUCUGCUUCAUGUAGCAGAGAGGUCCAGAAAAGAAAAAGUAAAUAUCUCUGACAAUCAGGAUAUAAAGUGACAUGAUAAAGGCAAGAAAAACAUGUUAAUUAUUUUUGAGCCAACAUGUAUUUAACUUGCUAAAAUCAUUUUUACAUUUUGAUAGACAUACUGCCUUUACCAUAUAUUACUGUAGAUAAGACAAUCUCAUAGAUAUGCUGAGGUUCUAACUUGUUUGUUCACACAAAGCAAUACAAUGUCGUUUUCUUACCACCUGAAAAGAACUUUGAUGAAAGAGUAACCUGUAGGUAAGUCAACCCCCUUCUACUUUUCUUGGUCCUCAAACUUAUGUCUUAUACGGUAUACCAGCAAGUAAUCAUUGUUUCUUUGUGGGUGUUUGUGUAUCAACAAAUGGAUAUGUACAUGCAUGUUCUCAUAUUUCUACUGUUUGUUACAUGCAGUGGCAUCCAGUAAUGAUGUUCUGUGACAUGAGGUGGUGAUGUCCUGUACUUGCCAGAUGUUGCUGCAGUGUUUUUUCAGUGUUUCUGUGAUACACAAUGGGAAGUGAUUUCACAAUUAAAUCACUUAAUCCACUGUUAAAUAUGUAACUGUACUAUUGACAGUUUUACCUUCAGCUCAGUUCAUGGCUGCACAUUUUAUAGCAAGAAGAUGAUUUCUGUGUUGGGGGAAGGUUUUAUUGUGAUUGAUAACAGAGCUGUUCGGAUAAGCCUUGUUUGAUGAUGUGAGGACUUUGAAAGUCUGUGAAUCGUCUGUAUGAAUGACACUGUACAUAAUCUAGGUGUGUAAAUGUGGAUGUACAAAUAAAUAUUGACACAGUUA
Molecule: messenger RNA, 3151 nt
Organism: Haliotis rubra (blacklip abalone)
Lineage: Eukaryota; Metazoa; Mollusca; Gastropoda; Lepetellida; Haliotidae
Product: protein odr-4 homolog
Exons: 12
Coding region: 83-1459 (458 amino acids)
Biological process (GO): intracellular protein localization
Cellular component (GO): endomembrane system
Source: RefSeq, a predicted model, not a curated record